Messenger RNA from Olea europaea var. sylvestris, 1288 nucleotides. RefSeq names its product AT-hook motif nuclear-localized protein 23-like. The record is from RefSeq and is a predicted model, not a curated record. Gene Ontology annotation, molecular function: DNA-binding transcription factor activity; minor groove of adenine-thymine-rich DNA binding. The transcript has a single exon. Bases 219 to 1052 code for a protein of 277 amino acids. Gene Ontology annotation, cellular component: nucleus. NCBI's taxonomy places the organism in Eukaryota, Viridiplantae, Streptophyta, Magnoliopsida, Lamiales, Oleaceae.
GUCUGCGUCUGCUCUCUCUCUCUCUACACGCUUCCUCCUCAUCCUUUGCUUUCUCUCCAAACGAUUCGAUUUGUUUUCAAUUUGCUCUAGGGUUUUAAUUGUUGUUCUUUAAUUUCUCUACUACUUAUAAAAAAUUCAGUUUUUUUUAUUGUUUUUUUUUAAUUUAAUUUAUCAUACUUUAUUGUUCUUGGUUUCCUGUUCUCUUUGUUGUAGUGUAUAUGGCUGGUUUGGACUUAGGAUCAGUUUCACACUUUGUUCCUCAGCUACACAGGCCUGAUCUCCACCUCCAAAGACCACCAGAUUCUGAAGAUGAAAGUCCCGGAAACCAGUUUUCUGGUGAAAACGAAGAUAAUAUGCAUCAAGGGCUUGACCUAAUCACCUCCAAUACAAGUUCAGGCGAUAUGGGUGCGCGUAGGCAGCGGGGCCGCCCACCGGGUUCCAAAAACAAGCCAAAACCGCCGGUAAUUAUCACCCGAGAGAGCGCAAAUACGCUUCGAGCUCACAUACUGGAAGUCAGCAAUGGCUGUGAUGUGUUUGAGGCAGUGGCUCUUUACGCAAGGAAGAGGCAGAGAGGGAUUUGCAUUUUGAGUGGAACAGGCACGGUCAAUAACGUGAGUUUGCGGCAGCCCGCUGCUGCCGGCUCUGUGGUGACACUUCAUGGGCGUUUUGAGAUAUUAUCCCUGUCGGGUUCCUUUCUGCCUCCACCGGCUCCACCAGGUGCCACCAGUUUAACAAUAUAUUUAGCCGGUGGCCAGGGCCAGGUUGUUGGCGGAAAUGUGAUCGGUGCUUUGAUUGCUUCUGGACCAGUUAUCAUUAUCGCAGCCUCCUUCACUAACGUGGCAUACGAGAGGCUGCCGUUGGACGAAGACGAGGCGCUUCAGCUGCAGCCACCGUUGUCGCAGCCAUCCAGUGGUGGUAGUGGUGGCACCGGCCAAUUUCCUGAUCCAUCUGUAGGGCUUCCUUUUCUUAAUUUGCCACUGAAUAUGCCAAAUGGUCAGUUUCCAAUGGACGGUGCAUGGACCGGAAACUCAGCCGACCGGCCACAAUAUUAGGUCCAAAGGUCAGAAAAUCAGUAGAUCAUCCUCCCAUCUUGUAUAUUGAUCAGUUUAUCGUUUUGGUCUUUUGGCUUUUGCCUUCUGAUUUGUGAUAAAUCCUUUUGCUUCUUCUUGUUGCUCUUCAUGAUACUUCUGAGUUAGAAAUGACCCGAGGUUUAGACUUUAUGACUGUAAGUUUUCUUUAUUUCAACUUGUUCACCGGUUCUGAUUAAAAUAAUUUAUCAUCCUAAUAA